UUUAUUUGGGGGUCUGGCUCGGGUUUUCCCGGUUCGAAAAAUGGAGAUUUUGAACCGUCUAUAAACCAUUAAAUUACCGGUGAGGAAAAAAAAUUCCGGCAAGAAAAUGGCAGCUGCCGGAAAAUGCUUCCUUGUCACUGGCCCUGUUGGUAUUGGUAAGACAACUUUGAUAGUCAGAGUACUCGAAACUCUCAGAAAUUCAAAUCCUAAUUUGAAAGUUCAAGGGUUCUACACUCGUGAGAUUAGAGAAGGAACUGAGAGGAUUGGAUUUGAGGUUGUGACUCUUGAUGGACGUACAGGGCUUCUUGCUUCUAACAAAAUCUCGAGCGCGCAGUCUCUUAGAUGGCCCACCGUGGGAAGAUACAGGGUAGAUGUUGCAUCAUUUGAGUCGUUGGCAUUGCCAGAGUUGCAGGUAAGGGAAGAUACCGAUCUCUUCAUCAUCGAUGAAAUUGGGAAGAUGGAGCUCUACAGUUCCUCAUUCUUUCCAGCUGUACUAAAGGUCCUUCAAUCUAAUAUCCCACUCUUGGCUUCUAUCCCCAUUACAAAAGUAGGCCGAGAUAUACCUGGAGUAGCGAGGAUGAAGAAUCAUCCAGGAGCUAGAGUUUUUACACUUGAUGCAAAUAACAGGGAUGCUAUGAGAGAACAAAUAUGUUCCAUCUUAGCAGAUGUGCUGCAAAAGCCUUAGACGUCGAAGAGCAUAAUCUUCCAGCUAAUGUUCUAAACACUCCUGCUGGUAAACAAACUUUAAACUGAUCGUCAAAUCUUCCAGUAACGUACCUUCAUUAUUUUGUCCUUCGGAGAUGCACUAUUCAAGAAGACAAGGAUGCAAGUGGAAUAUUUCCUU
Molecule: messenger RNA, 844 nt
Organism: Solanum verrucosum
Lineage: Eukaryota; Viridiplantae; Streptophyta; Magnoliopsida; Solanales; Solanaceae
Exons: 6
Coding region: 107-685 (192 amino acids)
Molecular function (GO): ribonucleoside triphosphate phosphatase activity
Source: RefSeq, a predicted model, not a curated record